GCAAUUUCUUUGCUGCUUUCUAUGUCGAGUUAACAUAACGGUUGUUUAAAAUUCAAAAAUCUGAAGGGGGGUCCUCGACUCAAAUAAUAAGCUGGAAUAAGGGGUAAAAACUACUCUUCUUGACAAACAAAGCUACAGUUAUUCAAAUCAAUGAUCCCUGACAAAAACAAAAUAAAGCAGCAUGGGAAAGCACAAGAAAUUCUUAAAAUCGGAGAAAGCGAAGGUAAAAUUAAAGGGAAACAAGCUUAAAGGACCACAGAAUGUCACAAAGACAGACUUCAAAGUGCGUAAAAUCAUUUUGACGGAUCAACUCAAGAAUGUACAACAAAUUGAAAGCGGUGAACGUAAAAAGCACAAUAUUACUGAUGUUCUAGCACGUAUAAAGAAUUCUACAUCACCGGAAGUAAUUAGUAACUUGAAAGAUAUCAUUUUACAUCAAUCGGAAGACUUCCAGAAACAUUUAGAAGCUAUAAUUAAAAGUGUCGCAAAUUUAUCACUUUCGAUUGAGAAAAAUGUUCGUAAAGAUUGUUUUAAGCUAUUAGACAUAAUAUGCAGCCAGACAACUGAAUUCAACUUAAGGCCUUUCUUUCCAAUUCUCCUAACAUACCUAAAAUGUGCAAUGACACACAUCAAGCCAGCAAUUCAAGAAGAUUCACUUCUUAUGUUUGACAUUUUACUGAGAAAUGCACCAAAACUCGUUGCAUUGGAAAGAGACAAGAUCAUGCCUAAUUACCUUGAUUUAGUGUCAAAAAUAAGAACCGAAAAUAAUCCAGAACGAACAUUGUCACUUCAGAUUGGCAAUAAAAUCACAAAUAUGAAAUGGAGAAAAAGUGUCUUGGAACGUCUAAUUGUUUAUCUGAAGUGCAUCAAUAGCCAACAGAAUGAGAAUAAUGCUAGUGUGGAAGUUAAAAGCUUUGCCAACGAAAUUGUAGUGAAUGAAUUAGCUGAAUUUAUUUGCAAUCCUUACGAACGAAGGAACAUAGCAACAAUGGAUAUAAACAUGCCGACUCUAGAUCGAUCAGAUAACUUCACAAAGACCCUCAAUAAGCACGAAUCAUCAGAUCAGAUUGCAAAAUAUGUUCACAUGAUAAUGCCAUUAAUGUUUGAGACAUGGAUGGAACUAAAGCCUACAAAUGAGACGACACAUGUAGGAUCGAUUCCACAAGACAGUGCUCAAAUGUUGAAAUUGAUUAUGGAUAUCCAAAUUGAGCUGUUUAAUAUGAUAGAAGGGAAUGUCAAUUUAAAGCAGCAGUUCCUGAAGAAAUAUCAAGACAGUUUUGAUAAGCAAAUUUUAUCAAACUUUCCAUACGUUCAGAAUGACGAUGGCACUAAAAGAACUCAAGAAAAUGGAGGUGAACGAUGCAUUUACCAAAAUCUAUCAAUAGCUUUAAUGUACUUUCAAUUUUCAAUGAGAAAUCAGCAAAGAUUCUCAAAAUAUCGCGAAAAAUGCUUUGAUUUUAUUGAGGAAGCUAUCAUGUCAUGGAGAAAUAAAGAUCAAGAAUUUAAUUUCCUCAUUAAAAAAUUAAUUCGAUCUUUAUUCAGCCAGGAAUCACAAAAGAUAUUUGUGAAUGAUUCAAAGAGAAUUUUUAUUGCUUUAGUCCGCAAAUGUAAUGUCGACCAAACAACUUACGAUCCAAAAUUAGCACUCGUUUGUGAAAUAUUUGAGAAAAAUCAGGAGAUGAAGCAAUGUGAUAGCGACAAUAGCUUACUUUCACAAAUGGUUCAGGUUUUGGCAGAGAAAGAAUUUGUGCCUGUAUAUCUAAUUAAAACCAUGACGAUGCUUUGUAAGAAAGGAAAUAAGACAAUAAUUGAAGAAAUUGAGAAGAAUGCAUUAAGUAUUGUCAAAAAUCUUCAAAAAAGACUCAAGAUAAGUGGAAAUCACUUAGAAAGUGUUGAUAGCAAUCGCUGGAAAAUGGAUAUUGCUAAUUUAUUGUACUGGAUUAAUGAUAAGGAUGUUUUGUCGAAAUUAAAUGACCUUCCAAAGUCGGAUAGUCUUGUUUCAGUCAAAAUUGAUCAACUUAUUUCAAUGAAAAUGAGUGCUGCUUAACUAAGAGAUGAAUUAAGGUAAAAUACAGUUUAAUUAAUUUUUGUAUGAGAAUUACCGUUACAAAUUUUUUUGAAUAAAAAAAAUUGUUUUUAAAAUCUUAGAAACAG
Messenger RNA from Chironomus riparius, 2154 nucleotides. The record is from the annotation of a GenBank genome assembly. NCBI's taxonomy places the organism in Eukaryota, Metazoa, Arthropoda, Insecta, Diptera, Chironomidae.